AUGAACACGGACAUCACCGCGUCGACGAAGCCGGAGUACCCGGUGGUGGAUCGGAACCCGGCCUUCACCAAGGUGGUCGGCAACUUCUCCGCGCUCGACUACAUGCGCCUCUCCACUAUCUCCGCCAUCUCCGUCACCGUUGGCUACCUCUCCGGGAUCAAGCCGGGGAUCCGGGGCCCGUCGAUGGUCACGGGCGGGCUCAUCGGGGUCAUGGGAGGGUUCAUGUACGCCUACCAGAACUCCGCCGGCCGCCUAAUGGGAUUCUUCCCCAACGACGCCGAGGUCGCGCGCUACAAGUACAAGCUGUAG
Miscanthus lutarioriparius is the source of this 309-nucleotide messenger RNA. Lineage: Eukaryota; Viridiplantae; Streptophyta; Magnoliopsida; Poales; Poaceae. The record is from the annotation of a GenBank genome assembly.